AUGCCAGCCUGGUUCGGCGGAUCACAUGUGGUCGUUGGCCCGCGCAUCGGCCGCGUGCUCGACAGCGCCUUCGAGGGCGGAUCCGACACUGAAGAAAACAGCAGCGCCGCAGUCAUCCUGGACAAGCAGAUCGCCCUCGAACAUGGCCACGCCAUACAGUACCGCACCUGCAGCUGGCAAAAGACGGCAGCAUUGCUGUUCUCCGAGUACAUCUGCUUGGCCAUCAUGAGCUUUCCCUGGUCGUAUAGUGUGCUUGGGUUGGUUCCUGGGCUCAUCUUGACUUUUGUGGUUGCCAUAAUCGUCCUGUACACCUCGCUCGUCCUCUGGGAGUUCUGCCUACGGCACCCCGAAGUCCGCGAUGUCUGCGACAUUGGACAGAUGCUGUUCUGGAACAAGACAUGGGCCUGGUAUGCCACAGCAGUCAUGUUCCUGCUCAACAACACUGCCCUGCACGUCUUAGUCGGCGCCAAGUACCUCAACACUAUGACGGACGCCGAUGACAACGUUGCGUGCCGCACCGUGAGCUUCAGCAUCGUCGUGACGCUCCUCUGCUGGGUGUGCUCGCUGCCGCGCACCUUUAGCAUGCUGUCCAAGAUCGGCACCGCCUCGGCCAUCUUCACCUUCGUCUCGGUGCUGCUGGCCACCGUGUUCGCCGGCGUGCAGACCCACCCGGCCGGCUACGACCUGCUGGCCAUCGGCGACCCCGUCGUCACCGCCCUCCCCGUCGUCAGUACCACCUUCGUCGCCGGCAUGAACGCCUUUCUCAACAUCUCGUACACCUUCAUCGGCCAGAUCACCCUGCCCAGCUUCAUCGCCGAGAUGAAGGACCCGAGAGACUUCCCCAAGGCGCUGUGGGCGUGCACGGCGGCCGAGAUGGCCGUGUUCAGCGUGGUCGGCGCCGUCGUGUACGCGUACACGGGCAACCAGUACGUGACGGCGCCGGCGUUUGGGUCGCUGGCCGACGGCGUGCACAAGAAGGUGGCCUUCAGCUUCAUGGUGCCGACGCUCGUCUUCCUCGGCGUGCUGUACGCGUCCGUGUCGGCCCGUUUCGUCUUUUUCCGGCUCUUCCGAAACACCCCCCGCCACAAGAACGAGCACACUCUCGUCGGCUGGGCCGCCUGGGCCGCGAUUUUGUUCGCGACGUGGAUCCUCGCGUUCAUCAUCGCCGAGGUCAUUCCGUUCUUUUCUUCGCUGCUAUCCCUGAUGUCGUCGCUGUUCGACAGCUUCUUCGGCUUCAUCUUCUGGGGCGUCGCCUACUUCCGCAUGCGCACGGCCGACGGGCGCAUGGCGUUCGUCAAGGACCGGUCCGUCUCGGGCUAUCUGCUGGGCGCCGUCAAUGUGCUCAUCAUCCUCACGGGCGUGUUUUUCCUCACCGUCGGCAGCUACGCGAGCGUUGAGGGCAUCAUCGACGAGUUCCGCGCCGGGACUGUCGGUAGCACUUUUACGUGCAAGACCAAUGGGCUUUGA
Molecule: messenger RNA, 1467 nt
Organism: Lasiosphaeria miniovina
Lineage: Eukaryota; Fungi; Ascomycota; Sordariomycetes; Sordariales; Lasiosphaeriaceae
Product: transmembrane amino acid transporter protein-domain-containing protein
Exons: 9
Coding region: 1-1467 (488 amino acids)
Biological process (GO): amino acid transmembrane transport
Molecular function (GO): L-amino acid transmembrane transporter activity
Source: RefSeq, a predicted model, not a curated record